AUGGCCUUCGACCAUCUCGCUGAAAACACCAUCAUCGUCCUGUUGGCCUACACCGCCGCCUUCCUCCCGUGGACUGCUCUCACCACCUUUGACUUUAUCUCUGCCAAAUGGCGCAGGGUUCGUGACGUUCGUAUCGCCGGCUACGUCAACCUUGUUCUCGCGCUAGUCCCGGCAUUCUACAUACUGUUUUACAUGGUCGUGCAAUCCAAUGUCGAUCAAAAGGAGAUGUUCACUGCGCUGGUCGCUAUGCUGUUUGCGUUGCUGCACGUUGUGCGGACGUUAUGGGGACUGUGGCAGUUGCAGCUAUUUGUCAAGUGGGCUGUCAAGAGCAUUACGUCGUUGCGGGCCCUUGGGAUUGAAUAUGAGCUCAACACGGGCGCCCGUACUGGCCAUGAUGGGAAGAAGCAAACCCAGAAUGGCCAAGAAAGAGAGCAGGAAACCACGAAUAUCGGUACUACGCAGGAGCCCGGAAAUACGGAUGACAAGGAAAAAGUGCACUAUGUGGCUGAAAUUGUAGAUGAACUAUGGGUGAGCGAUGAACUGAUUGAGAACCGUGUGUUCCAUGGGAAUGCUCGGUGCUACAUAGUGUUUGACAAGAUUGAGUUCAGAAUAGAUCCAAAGAGAAGAAACGUGUUUCGUCAACGCAUCGUGCUUCUGUUACAAGCGCUCUCGAUACCAUUUCGGUAUGUGUAUGGAAUAGUGCAGAAAUGGCUUGGGAAUGGGUCUAUACCCUGCUUUGUCCAGGUUCCACACAAGCCAGAGGAUGUGUGGCUGCGAUGGUGCGUGGCGUUUGCGGCGCAGGGGUUGAACAAGUGGAUAACGGAGUUCACCGCUGCGCCGGAAGUCGAUGAUGAGGAUGGGGCGAUAAAUAACUUGGAGCGGUACGAAAGACGACGGGAACACCUGGCUGGGCGCGUGCUGGCGACGGCCGGAAUACAACUGUGGCUGGGGAGUUGUUUGCCGCUGGAUGAAGGCAAGUCGCUUUUGUCAAAAGAGGACUUGUUGCGACGAGCGAUGACGAGUGGACGUGGAAUGCCGUUCGAUGCAGUGCAGAGGAAUGCGGUCUUGCGGCCUGGAAAGGGGUAA
Molecule: messenger RNA, 1086 nt
Organism: Chondrus crispus (carragheen)
Lineage: Eukaryota; Rhodophyta; Florideophyceae; Gigartinales; Gigartinaceae
Exons: 1
Coding region: 1-1086 (361 amino acids)
Source: RefSeq, a predicted model, not a curated record